UUACAAGGACCAAGCCUGAAUGUCGGCCAUCUCUAACAUAAAUCAACACGUUGGCUCUUGGCGUGGGGGAAUUAGAUUAUUGACAGCAUAAUCGUUGAGCUUCUCCAAGGCGACGUGCAAGAAUUAGGAUCACGUGGUCUCACGCUUAGUGUGAUUGGGGAAGGCGAAGGAAAAGUGUGAGAGUGAUCGGAAGAUAGCCUACUGCUCCGAGAAAAACAAGUGGGAGGAGUAAAUGCAUCGCCAAACUAAGCAUCAGUGACAGAUUAUUUCGUUGGCUCCAUCGACAGACGACCAGAAACAUCAAUACUAACCCAGUGAUCUUACGCGCGGAGAGCAAUUCCAAUUCGCAGUUGGCCUUCGCGUCGGAGGAACGCAACGUGAAAGUUCCCGUAGAAACCUUCUGGUUUGGAUAGCCGCCUCUGGAGUUCUCUUUGCCCUGUCCAGCCGUCCGAUUCCCGCCAUGUCCGCCCCCGGCUACCCCGGCGCCCCCAACCAGCCGCCCUAUCCCAUGGGCCAACCGGGGGGCUACUCCAUGGCUCCCUACCCGGUGCCCCAGGGGGGCUACGGGGACCCCCACCAGGCGGCCCCGCCGCCGGGCUUCAGCGUGGGCUACCCGCCCCACCCGGGACCCCACCAGGACCAGCCCAUCAUGUACCAGCCGGGCCCCAUGGCGCCCGGCCCGGGCCCCGGGGACCAGGGCCCGCCCCCGGCCCACAACCCCCAGUACGCUGACUCUCCCAAGGGCAACGCCGUGUCGCCGGCGCCCGGGCAGGUGGUGGUCCCGGUGGGGGUCCCCCCGGGCCUGGAGUACCUCACCCAGAUUGACCAGGUACUCAUCCACCAGAAAAUUGAACUCCUGGAAGCCCUCUUCAGCUUCGAGACCAACAACCAGUACGAGAUCAAGAACAGCCUAGGCCAGAAGAUCUACAAGGCCAAGGAGAAGAACGACUGCUGCACGCGCAACUGCUGCGGCUCACUGCGGAGCUUCGACAUGAAGAUCAAGGACAACAACGACCGCGAGGUCAUCCGCCUCAUCCGUCCCUUCCGCUGCGUCUCCUGCUGGUGCCCCUGCUGCCUGCAAGAGUUGGAGGUCCAGGCUCCACCAGGCACCACCAUCGGCUACGUCAACCAGGACUGGCACCCGUGCCUGCCGCGCUUCUCCAUCAGCAACGCCAACAAGGAGAAGGUGAUGGCGCUGGAGGGGCCGUGCUUUGCCUGCAACUGCUGCGGAGACGUCAACUUCGAGCUGAAAUCCAAAGACGGCAAGGAGCCCAUCGGACGCAUCAGCAAGCAGUGGAGCGGGCUGCUGAAGGAGGUCUUCACCGACACCGACAACUUCGGCAUCCAGUUCCCCAUGGACCUGGACGUGAAGAUGAAGGCCGUGCUCAUGGGCGCCUGCUUCCUCAUCGACUUCAUGUUCUUCGAGAAGGUGGGAGAGGCGAACCAGCGCAGCACCGUCUUCAGCUGAAGAGGAGGAGGACGACGACAGAGGAAGCGGACGGCGUGGUGAAAUCUGGGCUUUUAAUCCCUCCUACUGCGCGCGCCGCCAAGCUUAACUAGCCAGAGGUUUAUUUUCUUAGGGAAAACGAGUAGAACCUUAUCCGUGAUGCCCCCGGCCAAGUUCACAGUCACGUCUUACAAACUUUACCCCUGAGAAAAUAAACUUGAAGUUAUUUAAACUAAAUCGGCCUCAGUCGGUGCCCUGCACUUGUAAUAGUGGCUCUGCACAUAUCUAACGGCGUCAGAAGCCACAGAGUCAGUUCCCUUUUUGUUUUUUUCUUGCAUGAUCAUUCUUACCAUGUUCUGUUAUAUAGUGAAACAGGAGGAAGCCAUAGUUAUAGAAAAGCGUCACUUUUUGUAAUGGUCCCCGGUAUCAAGCAAAGUGCGUUUUUGAUUCAAAACGGCCCCGGAAAUUAACCUUUUUAUGCGAGGCCCGACAACACUUCCUUUUCUAUGGAGUCCAUUUGACCACGCCCUUUUGGCCAGGCGCUUCUUAGUGAGGGUCAGUUCCUGUUCUGGUAACGCUAUCUCACAGCCCCACAUCUGAAGAAUGCACCAAGCCGGUGACUUGCCUCAUAUCCGAUGAUACAUCUAUAAGCUUGAUCUGUCAUUAUCCGCAGAACUUUGUCUUGUGAGGCGUUUUUAGGAUGGUUGUUGUUUAAACCUGUGUUUCUACAAGUAUGAUGUGCUCCCUUGUAAUGGCAUUAUAGCUCGCAUUCUAACUCACCUUUACGCCGCAUUGAAUAGCAGCAACCUUAUUUUUUGUAUUUUAUUAUUUCGAUAAAUCCUAUGUUUACGACUAUGAUAUUCUCCCUAAUCAAACCACUCACUGUUAUGACAUCGUUAUGGUCGGAGUCGAUGAUUUCCUGUUUGUCGUGCGGGGGCUUGCGGUGCCUGAUGGAGUGGGGGCUUUCAAUGCACUCAACAGUGGCCAUCAACAGUUUCUGUCCCCGUGGUGUACCGCAGGGCUUUCGUGUGGCAGAGCGCAACCCGUUUAUGGUGAGAGAGAAUAGAGAGAAAAGAGAGGUGCAUGAGAGACGGUUAAACAGAGGAGGGUGGGAGGGAGGGAGGGGGGGGGGGGGGGGGGGGGUGAGGGAAAGGGAAUAAACAAAGGAGGCGAGGUUGAGGUUUCAGCAGGAGCUCAGCAGGCAGGAAACAUACAAAUUAACACUUUCACAGCUCGUCACAUGAGAAAAAGCAUUUAUUCUAUGCAUGUCUGUAUUUAUAUAUAAAUAUAUAAUAGACCUAUAUGUCAAAUAUAUAAUUGCAAGUAACCAAAGCUUGUUUGAAUUCACUCCUUUUUUGUUCUGUAUCCAAACGGACCAUCCACAUGGACACUCAGAUCACAGGGGUGCGUCUCUUGUCGAGAACAAUCGCCAGUGUUUCGCCUCGACUCGUUUGAGUAACGUGGAAUUAGAACCAGUCAUGGAAUAGUACGUUUUUCAAUCACUGUCCGCUUCAAUCAUCAUGAGUAGGGAAUAUACCAUUGGAAGUCUCCUCAACGGAGUCCACACAAGGGUUCACCUCGCGCUUCAUGACCAUAGAUACAAAGGGUCCAUUCCCACAGUAAUGAUUAACAUCUGGCUGUGGACCUUACCACUGGGCUGAGAUUGUUGAAGUGGAAAAAGGUGUUAAUCUGAAGUUAAUUAGAGUAUGCAGGCAUGAGCUGAGGUACACCUGUGUGUUGUUUUGUUAUGCACUGCCAACCCUUCGGCCCACAGUGAUGUGUCAUACCUUCUGAACUGUUUUGUAAUCUUUGUCUAGCAUAACCUUUAAAGUGCCUUCCGGUGUACCUUUACAAAGAUUACUCAUUUGGGGCCUCAGCUAAGGGACCCUUAACAGACCAAAUGAAAAAUGACCUCGCCCUCUUCUCCAGCCCUGAAGAACAGUGGGUAAUGUACUGUGAGGUCAUUUAAAUCGGCCACACUUUUGUUUUUGCAUUGAGGCUUAGCUCCGUUAAAGGUUUGUCUGUCUAAGGAUUAUGUUAGGUUAGUUGGUCGAUGGUAUAAUCAUUCUAUGCCUUUUCGAAACAUCAGCACAUCAGUCGAAACCAGUGUAUUUUAUAAAAUAUAUCUGUAAAUAUUUACGUUGAUUUUGUAUUCGAUUUGCACUCCUUUGUCUUAACUUUAAUUUAUGCCAAAAGUUAGACUGUACCCUGUGAACCUGCUCAUUGUAGACUUGAAAUGAAUAUCUAUGCAGAUGUGAGAGUUGAGACAGAACAGGAUGUUCAGACUGAGACCUGUGAUGCUGUCAACCAUGAGAACACUCAAGAUGACCGACAAACCACAUGAAUAGAUCGGCUCAUGAAGAACUUGGUUAUAUUUAACAAUAGGGGGAACCAACCCUGCAUGCUAAUCGUGCCAUCUAUAUUCUAUAUACACAAUAGUUCAAUAUGUGAGCGCUGUGUUGUCUUGUAUAUUGUUUUGCACUCAAGGAGAACAUAAAUUGAUAUCUCAAAAGUG
Gadus morhua (Atlantic cod) is the source of this 3962-nucleotide messenger RNA. It is a transcript of the gene plscr3b, whose product is annotated as phospholipid scramblase 3b. The record is from RefSeq and is a predicted model, not a curated record. Gene Ontology annotation, molecular function: phospholipid scramblase activity. The coding region runs from base 461 to 1468 and encodes 335 amino acids. The transcript is spliced from 8 exons. Gene Ontology annotation, cellular component: plasma membrane. Lineage: Eukaryota; Metazoa; Chordata; Actinopteri; Gadiformes; Gadidae. Gene Ontology annotation, biological process: plasma membrane phospholipid scrambling.